Molecule: messenger RNA, 2421 nt
Organism: Amoebophrya sp. A25
Lineage: Eukaryota; Dinophyceae; Syndiniales; Amoebophryaceae
Source: the annotation of a GenBank genome assembly
AUGAAUAUCUGCAUAGAGUCCGCGCCUGGCUACCAAUACGACUUCCAUUAUAAGAAGCAACAGCAUAGCCAAGCGGUAAAACCUACAUUGUAAUACAAGUCUUGUCGAAAUUCUAUUUCUACCACCUUCUAGCAUUAGCAAUGCUGCAUCAAAACUUAAACAACUGACCACUCUCACACUCUCUAAAGAAAGUUGCCUUUAGCAGACAAGAAUGACAAUCAAUCAAUUAAAUCAAAGUGCAAUAGCAAUACAACCAGGUGACGCUGCAUUACACGCUUAGUGACGUGCACGAAUGCCAUGAUCACAUGCAAGCACAUGAGUAUUCACAGCUUAACGAGAUACCGGACGAUGGCUAUGACAGUAGGUACGAUACCCGAGUCUGGUUGAAAGGAGCCAAUUUCGAGCGACGCCGCUACUUGUUUUUAUGAAGAUGUCGUGUGUGAGUGUGAGUACGUGUUUCUUGUGUUUGUGUGAUUUUGAUUUCGUUCUUGAUGAGAUCGUGAAAGGAAUAUACUUAGUGGAGUUACAAGAGACCUUUCUUAGGUUGAUGCAUUAGAAGCAUCAAAUUAGAGGAUUAUAAUUAAGGUACGACAACGACAAGGCGUCCAAGUCCAUCAAAAUUACGUCUUUCUAAUCUUCCUGAACAACUACGAGCACCUCGUCUUCAGACCGCCUCUGCAUGGAAAACACGCGGGACACAAUCGAUUCGAAAUUUUACGCGGUCCUGCCUUUCGCAACAAGUUGUAUGUGAAGGGCAUGCUUGUGCAGCAACCGCAUUUAGAUUCGCAUGGGAAUAUUAGGAGUACCGUCAAGCCAUCUCCCACAGCAUCCUUCACGCAGUUUCUAUUUGAAAAGAAGUGAAAGAUGUUCUAACAGAUGGGUUGUCGAUAUUAGCUCUAAGAAUACUUGGAGAGGAGCGCGCCGCGCUGGAGAUAAAUGGUACGGUUACAACUUUCUCGACUUCGACAUGAAAAGCCGCGAUCGAGAGAACUCGAUCAGCUACCAUGAUUAUGGCUUGAAGAAAUCCAUCUUGUUCCCCAAAAACAUCUCAGGGGACCCACUUUAAAUUUCAAGAGAAAUAAAUGGGCAGCGAGAUGCCCACCAAGACGAAUUUCUCCGAAUUCUAACAUGAAGAGCGAGCAAACAUAGUGCAAGCGUGGCACGAGGUGUUGUGUCUGUGCCGUGGUGCAGACAGCGACUACGGAAACGCAUGGGCGACAGAGUUACGACUCCUCCGCUUUGUUCAUCUUUUUUUUCGAUGCUGAGUGUGACCACGAGGACUACGUUUUUAGUAGUAGAAGAAGUAGUACGGUAGAAUAAGAAUCAAUUACUUAUUCGUAGUAUUUUUGAGUGCGCCUCCUCCUGCGUUGGGUAGUUGUACUUAAUACCAGAAGGUGCAAACCGCCAAGUGGAGCUGGACCACUAGCGAAGAUCCCUUCUAAGAAAAGCAGCGCGACAUUUAAUGCGAACGUUUGAAAGCAAGCCAGAGUGUUUCGAGUGUCAGUGUAUUUCGCAGAGCAGUGACGCCAAUGGAAAUUUGGUCAAGAAGAAGGUGUGGACUGUAUUUCAGAAGAGAUAUGCGGGGACAAACCCCCACAAUGGAAACAUUGUCUUGCCACAACCUUUAAGGCUUUUUCGUUUUUUACCUUAAACAUCCAUCCUGUGAAGCAUCCUGGAACUGUCCCAGCAUAAGGGCAUGAGGAAAACAGUUCCAAGAAGAUGGACUCCACCAAAAUGGACUUGGACUUGGGUGAGGAGCUCUAAAACGAUUCGCAUCGGGGAACGAGAGUAAGAAGAAACUCAUCAUCAAAUGCGGUUACAGGCCUAUCGCAGUACCAACGAACUUAUACAACAUGCUUGCGGGCUUUAUGAAAGGAAAAAGUGCAAACUCACACUCAAGAACAACUUGGCUAGAAGGAUUUAAGUAGGAAAGUAGCUCCUUUCUUGAGUGUGAGCGCGCUUUUUCUUUUCAUAGUAUUCCUACCGGAUUUAGAUGAAGAGUAUCUCACCACCCGCGCGAAUGAGCUUGAGAAGUUGCCAGCCGACAGAUCAGGGUGUGGUCGGAUGUUCCAUGACAUAUUAGCGAAGCUAUUUAGGGAAAUUUUUAGUGCAAAGAUCCAAGAGGCGCGACAAAAUUGGUCUGAAAUAGUGUUAAGGGUUGGAAGUUGACCUACCAUGAAGCAAGACGUAGAAGGAAGUAGUUGCUAGUUCUCUCUUCUUAACCCCUGGAGUGGGUACAUUCAUUCACCUCUUCAACAGGCAAUGGCUUAGAUAUGCGAGUUAGAUCGGUCAACUUUCAACCCCUAAUAGUGGACAACAGCCAGGCUGCGAGGCGGGCAGCACAUGGCUACGGAGGCUUAGCAGCAAGUAUUCGUGGAGCGUGCUCGGGAUCAACAAGCUAUAGCGAUCUGUCAAACAUGC